GAGAAGGGGACAAAGGAAAACUGGUAUUAAAAGGAUUUUCCAUUCUGUAUCUGGUGGUUAAUCCAGAAAGAUGCCUUGGUUCCUGGUGUUCACCUACUUCUUCAUCACGGUCAACCCAGUGUCACCCAGGGCUCUAGAUCCCUGUUCUGCUUACAUCAGCCUGAAUGAACCCUGGAGGAACACUGAGCACCAAUUUGAUGAGUCUCAAGGCACACCUCUGUGUGACAACCACGUGGACGGGGAGUGGUACCGCUUCACGGGCAUGGCGGGAGAUGCCAUGCCCACCUUCUGCAUACCAGAAAACCACUGUGGAACCCAUGCGCCUGUCUGGCUCAAUGGCAGCCACCCCCUCGAAAGUGACGGCAUUGUGCAACACCAGGCCUGUGCCAGCUUCAAAGGGAACUGCUGCCUGUGGAACACCACAGUGGAGGUCAAGGCUUGUUCUGGAGGCUACUAUGUGUAUCGUCUGGCCAAGCCCAGCGUCUGCUUUCAUGUCUACUGUGGCCAUUUUUAUGACAUCUGUGACGAGGACUGCCAGGGCAGCUGCUUGGACACCGAGUGCUCGUGCUCUCCAGGAACUUUGCUAGGUCCCGAUGGACAGACAUGCUUUGAUGAAAACGAAUGUGAGCAGAACAAUGGCGGCUGCAGUGAGAUCUGUGUAAACCUCAAAAACUCCUACCGCUGCGAGUGUGGGGUUGGCCGCGUGCUAAGGAGUGAUGGCAAGACUUGCGAAGACAUCGAAGGAUGCCACAAUAACAAUGGCGGCUGCAGCCAUUCUUGCCUUGGAUCUGAGAAAGGCUACCAGUGCGAGUGUCCCCGGGGCUUGGUGCUAUCGGAAGAUAACCACACUUGUCAAGUCCCAGUGUUGUGCAAGUCAAGUACCAUUGAAGUGAGUGUCCCCAGGGAGCUGGUCGGUGGCCUGGAGCUCUUCCUGACCAAUACCUCCUGCCGAGGAGUGUCCAACGGCACCCAUGUCAACCUCCUCUUCUCCCUCAAGACGUGUGGCACAGUGGUUGAUGUGGUGAAUGACAAAAUCGUGGCCACCAACCUUGUGACAGGUCUACCGAAGCAGACUCCGGGGAGCAGCGGGGACAUCAUCAUCAGGACCAGCAAGCUUCUGAUCCCAGUGACCUGUGAGUUCCCACGCCUGUACACCAUUUCCGAGGGCUAUGUUCCCAACCUCCGAAACCUGCCCCUGGAAAUGGUGGGCCGAAAUCAUGGCAUCUUCCCGUUCACGCUGGAGAUCUUCAAGGACAACGAGUUUGAGGAGCCAUACCGGGAGGCCCUGCCCACGCUCAAGCUCCGUGACUCCCUGUACUUCGGCAUUGAGCCGCUGGUGCACGUAAGCGGCCUGGAAAGCUUGGUGGAGACCUGCUUUGCCACCCCCACUGCCAAGAUCGAUGAGAUCCUCAAGUACUACCUUAUCCAGGACGGCUGCAUUUCUGAUGACUCAGUGAAGCAGUACUCAUCCCGAGAUCACCUAGCAAAGCACUUCCAGGUCCCUGUCUUCAAGUUUGUGGGCAAAGACCACAAGGAGGUGUUUCUGCACUGCCAGGUCCUGGUCUGUGGAAUGCUGGACGAGCGUUCCCGCUGCGCCCAGGGAUGCCACCGGCGAGUGCGUCGCCAGGCAGGGGCCGAUGAGGACUGGGCUGGUCUGGAGAGCCAGACGCUGACGGGCGGCCCCAUCCACAUCGACUGGGAGGACUAG
This is a messenger RNA of Castor canadensis (American beaver), 1708 nucleotides long. RefSeq names its product oncoprotein induced transcript 3 (gene Oit3). Gene Ontology annotation, molecular function: calcium ion binding. The record is from RefSeq and is a predicted model, not a curated record. Lineage: Eukaryota; Metazoa; Chordata; Mammalia; Rodentia; Castoridae.